This is a messenger RNA of Corapipo altera (White-ruffed manakin), 2693 nucleotides long. It is a transcript of the gene PRIM2, whose product is annotated as DNA primase subunit 2. Gene Ontology annotation, biological process: DNA replication, synthesis of primer. Bases 757 to 2283 code for a protein of 508 amino acids. Lineage: Eukaryota; Metazoa; Chordata; Aves; Passeriformes; Pipridae. The record is from RefSeq and is a predicted model, not a curated record. The transcript has 13 exons. Gene Ontology annotation, cellular component: alpha DNA polymerase:primase complex.
AUCAGCUGAGCUCAGCACCUUGUUUAAUCUUCUAGUACAGAAGGAGUCUGCAGCUGCAGGCUGGCUGCCAGUCGCAGUGUUUGUUGAAGCUGCAGUCGGAUUACUUGGGAAUGUCUCAGGUGUUGCCCAGGAACACAAGACCAGUGUGUGUCCUGGUCCAUGAUCAUUUCAUUGCUCUUAAGAACUUGCCAGCAUAAGCUACUGAUUUUCCUCACUUUGUGAGCACAAACUAUACGUCAGUUCUGAUUUCCCACCCCUUAACACUCUGAAUUUGUUGCAAGAUCAUUAACUAACUUUUCGGGUAGGGGAAAAAAUUAGCGAGUAAGUGGCAUUUCGUGGCAGGGACAUAAAACAUAACAUAACCCCAGUUGCAGCAAAAAUGCAACUGGGGCGGCAGAAAUGGCAAAUCCUGCAGUAUCGUGGAAAAAUGACAAAACGAUACAACUGUAGAAGACCCUAGGAUGCCCCCGUGCUCGGAGCCGCCAUGACGGGUGCGGGCACCUUUUAGCGAGGCUCCGCCCGGCGUGCACGGAACCGCCAUGACGGGUGUGGGCACGUGGAGCGGGGCCCCGCCCCCUGACUGCCGCCGGCCAAUGGCAGCGCGGGAGGCGCGGCUCAUCGCGGAAGUGGGCGUGGCCGGCGGAGCGCGGGAAGCCGGGGCUCGGGCCGGGACCAGGUUGGGGUUCUGGCUGUGUCUCGGCGGGCGGGGGUCGGUCGGGACGGGACGGGGCCGGAGGCAGCUCUGGGGCGGCAGAGAUGGAGUUCUCCAGCCGAGCGAGGCAGAAGCAUUUGCGGCUGGCUGGGGACCGACGGGAGCUGUACCCUCACAGCCUGCAGUUCUACCUGGAGCCCCCCACGGAAAGCAUCUCGCUGGUGGAGUUCGAGAGCUUUGCCAUCGACCGCCUGAAGCUGCUCAAAGUAGUUGAAAACCUUGGUGUGAGCUAUGUAAGAAGUACUGAUUCGUACAAAACUAAGCUGGAGAAUGAGCUCCGGAAACUUAAGUUUCCCUACAGAGCUUUGGCUGAGGAUGAUUAUGAGGCAAGAAGAAAAGAUCAUAUCUCUCAUUUCAUACUACGCCUUGCUUACUGCCAGUCUGAGGAUCUCAGGCGUUGGUUUCUUCAGCAAGAAAUGGAUCUAUUCCGGUAUCGCUUCAGCCAACUAACUGAAGGUUUAAUGCAGAAAUUCCUGGAACAUGUUAAUUUAUCAUUUGAAGCUGUUAGUGAAGACCUGAAAACUGAACUGGCAAAUGAGCUGUAUACAUCAACUCCUGGCCUCAGUCUGCCUAAAGUAAAAGAACAAAUGUUCUAUAAGGUUGGACUUGCGGAUGCUGUAGAUCUAUUUAGAACCAGAAGAGUAUUUGUUAAAGAUGGUUUUGCAUAUGUGCCAUUUAAGGAGAUUGAUGCGAUUGUUUUGAAUAACUAUAGAACAAAAUUAUCUAAAGCAUUGGCGCUGACAGCACGAUCGCUACCUUCCAUACAGUCUGAUGAGAGACUACAACCUCUGCUUAAUCAUCUCAGCCAUUCUUAUGUUGGCCCAGAUUACAGCGUCCAAAAGAACACUGGAAAAAUUUCUCUAGAGCAGAUUGAUUCUCUUUCUGUGAAGUCGUUCCCUCUCUGCAUGCGGCAGUUGCACAAAGCGCUGCGCGACACCCAUCACCUCCGUCACGGGGGGCGGAUGCAGUAUGGGCUGUUCCUGAAGGGCAUCGGCUUGACUCUGGAACAGGCACUGGAGUUCUGGAAGAAAGAAUUUAUCAGAGGAAAAGUGGAUGCAGAUAAGUUUGACAAAGGAUAUGCUUACAGCAUUCGCCACAGCUAUGGGAAAGAAGGAAAGAGAACUGAUUAUACCCCAUACAGCUGCAUGAAGAUUAUCAUGUCCAAUCCACCAAGUCAAGGGGAUUAUCAUGGGUGCCCAUUCCGACACAGUGAUCCUGAGCUACUGAAGCAAAAGCUGCAGUCGUACAAGAUCCCUCCCAGUGGAAUAACUCAGAUCCUGGAGUUGGUGAAGGGCAUGCAUUACCAACUGGCCUGUCAGAAGUACUUUGAGUUGACACAUGAGGUUGAUGACAUUGGGUUUUCCUUGAAUCAUCCUAAUCAGUAUUUUACAGAGAGUCAAAGGCUAUUAACUGGUGGUAGAGAACCAAAGAAGGAAUUAAGUACUUCAGGAAACUCUCAACAAAAAAAUAAUAGUCAGGAAAGCAUGAAUUUUAAUUCCACUCCCACCUCUUCAAAUACAACAGCUGAUACAGAACUGGAAGGACUGGAAGCCUACUUUGCUGAAGACUAAGCAGCUGUGUUACUUGGAUGUUAUUUGUGUUAUUUUUUUCUUUCUUUCAUUCUUUCCCUUCUCUAGCUGGCUUUGUCUCUAUACUAAGGGAUAUGCACUUCACUACCUGGAAUACGCAGACAUUUUUUGAAUAGACUGAAGAAAGAAAGAUAGAUAUUGAAGCUGUAAUUGCAUCCAGUACCUAUUUUCACCGCUUUAGGAGGCUGUUUUAUAUGGCAUGUUUUAAGGAUGAGAAAUGAAAGUUCCUUCCCAGUUAUUAGGUGAUUUUUGUCUGAUUUACCUUUUUUUGGUUUUCUUCAAAAUGUUCAAAUAUUUUUACCCCAUUUUGUGGUUGAUUGUUUAUGUAUCUUCUUAAUAAAUAAUUUGAAAAGCAAAAACUUCUGAUAUUUUCUUUUUAGCUGUAUUUGGAU